GAAAGAAAAAAUUACGUUUAAAAUAAAAGAACAACUUAUAAAAACCUACUGAAUCUUGUUCAUUAAAAAGGAAAUGUUGCUUUUUUCUUAAUUAUUUUAAUGUAAUUUGUUCACGGCAAGAAUUUGUUGUGAAUAAACGUUAACUGCUUAGUAACACUGUCAUAAUCCUUAUAUAUUUAACAACAUUGUCGUAUAGAAAAUCCCAAAAUGUCUUCUGUGAAAUUGAACCCGGCAUUAAAAGAACUUCGCCUACAUUUAUGUCCACAAAGUGCAACUAGCGAGGGCGUAAGGAAAUUUAUUCAAGAAUACUAUGUGAAAAUAAAAACGGAUAAUCCGAAACUUCCAAUUCUAAUAAGAGAAUGUUCUUUUGUAAUACCAAAGAUGUGGGCAAGACUUUCUAAAGGAAAAGAAGUGUGUGUAAAUCUUGAAGGCAUGAAAUCAGAUGAUAUAAUGAAGACUAUUGUAAAUUUUUCUGAGAAAAAGUGUUAAGAUAUUAGAGAAUAUGUAAUUGAUUUUCCGUUUAAAUUAAUUUUAAAAAUAAACACAUUAUAAAGACGUAAUGUAUUUAAAAAGACCAAUAACGCUA
Molecule: messenger RNA, 586 nt
Organism: Agrilus planipennis (emerald ash borer)
Lineage: Eukaryota; Metazoa; Arthropoda; Insecta; Coleoptera; Buprestidae
Product: NADH dehydrogenase [ubiquinone] 1 alpha subcomplex subunit 2-like
Exons: 3
Coding region: 208-489 (93 amino acids)
Source: RefSeq, a predicted model, not a curated record